Penicillium cataractarum is the source of this 1845-nucleotide messenger RNA. Its product is annotated as fungal specific transcription factor domain-containing protein. NCBI's taxonomy places the organism in Eukaryota, Fungi, Ascomycota, Eurotiomycetes, Eurotiales, Aspergillaceae. Gene Ontology annotation, cellular component: nucleus. Gene Ontology annotation, molecular function: DNA-binding transcription factor activity, RNA polymerase II-specific; transcription cis-regulatory region binding; zinc ion binding. The record is from RefSeq and is a predicted model, not a curated record. Gene Ontology annotation, biological process: regulation of DNA-templated transcription. The transcript has 4 exons. Bases 1 to 1845 code for a protein of 614 amino acids.
AUGUCUGCCUGUUCAGAACGCGUCAAAACGUGCCAAACUUGCGCCAGGGCCAAAAUCCGGUGCUUGCGCACGCCUGGUGAGACGGUCUGCGACCGCUGUCUGCGCCUGAACAAACAAUGUUAUUUCCGUCCGGCUCGCAUGCGACAAGCAUGGUCGAAAAAAGAGAGCCGGCUUGAGUCGCUGGAGCGACGAGUGGAGGAAUUGCUGGGUCAACAAUCGCACGGGGGUUGCAGCCAGCACAGUGACCAUGACCAAAGCACUCCAAGCACAACCUCAACCGCCGGCGACGUUAUCGACAGAGGUGUCGUGACGCUUGGCGAAGCCGAUGCGCUGCUAGACUCCUUUCGUCGGCUGAUGAUGCCUCACUUUCCCUUUGUCGUUGUGCCUCCUCAAAUGACCGUUAGCGAGCUUCGCGAACAGAAGCCCUUUCUCUUCCUUGCCAUCCUCUCUGUCUCGGUGACGCGCGAUGUGGAAUUACAGCGAUUCCUCGACGAGGAAACUGCAGCUGUCUUGGCCAAGCGAACAGUAACCGACCACUACCACAAGGCAUCGCUGGAGACAAUACAGGGGAUUCUCGUGUCAGUCGCAUGGGGACAACAUCAAGCGGGUGCAAAGGGACCAAAACGGCACGCGCUGCGAGACUUUUCAAACUAUCUCCAUCUGGCGAUCAGCCUUGUAGUGGAGCUGGAGCUGGAUCGUCCCGUCGAGCUCCGCAAACGCUGUCCGCGCAUGACGAUCGACACAAUCAGUCCCAUUGCGCGACCGCUGCAUAUUCUACAGGACGAGCAGAGGGCAGUGAUUGGAUGUUCAUUCCUUGCGUCAUGCUCCUCCGUCAUCACCCAAAAGACCUGCACAUUCCCAUGGUCCUCCCGCGUAGAGGCGUUCGCGCUCGAGCUGAGCGAGAAGGGUGAAUAUGCAAGCGACCAGUCCCUCAUCCAUCUCGUCCGACUCCAGCAUCUCUUCGAGCGGAUUGAUCACCUCUCUGCAGAUCCCAACAUUCCCACCGCAGGGUACACCAGCCCUAUUGGCGAUAUGGAUGCGUAUCUACACUUAUUCCGGACGAUGUAUAGUGAACUCCAAGAAUACACUGCGCAACUCUCACCACAUUUUACAGACAACAACUGUGCGUUUACUCCCUUGCCUACACGCUACGCUUCUGCUAACUGUAGAACAGUCCUCCUAGCAGUACAGCUGCACACGGUCAACCUCUACCUGUGCCAAGUAAGCCUGUUCGAAAAAGACAGCAUCGCACAGCUCCCUCACUCCAUCCGAGUUGACAUCCUCUGCCACGGCCUCGCAACGGCGCGAAGCUCCUUCGACGCCUUCCUAACUAUCGCCCUCAACACCGAACGCUACCUGAGCUACUCGCAAUGGCUCCAAACGGGCUUCUGCCUGAUUCUAUCCUGCAAACUCGCACUAAUGGCCGCAUCGGAUAAAUCCAUGCGCCUGAACGAACCCCGUGUGCAGGCCCUGGUCGAUAAGCUCGACAUGAUCCGCGUCCUGGAUACUUGCGUCUCGAGACAACUGUCUCAGGAGCCCGAUCGCAAAACAGGCUUCGAUUACUCGGGCUGGUUGCAGUGGAUUCAGGAGUGGGUUGAGAGGCAUUAUAAUGCGUCUACAUCGCGGGAGAAGGUAUCGCAAGGGGGAAUUGCCGUCGAACAUACGAUCGUUCCUGUGCAUCCUCAGCAUCAACCGACGCACUCGGCGGCGCCGUUCUGUACAGCUGACGACCUGGGGAUUCCGGUCUCUACGGAGGAUUACAUACCGUGGCCGGGCUUUCCGGAUGUGGUUCCCAGUGAUAAUGUUCUUGGUGGGUGGAUGGAUCUUGGAGUUAUUUCGCUCUAG